This is a messenger RNA of Salvia miltiorrhiza (redroot sage), 2347 nucleotides long. RefSeq lists its product as uncharacterized. Gene Ontology annotation, molecular function: zinc ion binding; oxidoreductase activity. The record is from RefSeq and is a predicted model, not a curated record. The transcript is spliced from 17 exons. Lineage: Eukaryota; Viridiplantae; Streptophyta; Magnoliopsida; Lamiales; Lamiaceae. The coding region runs from base 203 to 2107 and encodes 634 amino acids. Gene Ontology annotation, cellular component: mitochondrion.
CUUGGGCGCUAACUUCGAGAAGGAUAUGAACAAAAGAAGUUGCAAUCACACACCGUUCUUCAAAAAAAAAAAAUGCUGCGUUCACACUCUCUAAGAUUGCAUCGCAAAUCUGUACAUAUACACGUCCACGUGUGUAUAUAUAAAUGUGCGGCCUGCUUAACUAUUUAGUCAACAACGAGAAAACUAUCAACAGACAGCGACGAUGGAGCUGAAAGCCGGCCUCUCAGCCAUCGUCACCGGCGGCGCCGCCGGCAUCGGCCGAGCACUUGUCUUGGCGCUCGCGCAGAAAGGUAUUUUUAUCACAAUCAUUGAUUAUUCUCAAGACAAAGGGAUAGAGGCUGCAUCACUGGCUGAAGAAGAAGUUCGGAAGUUUCACGCCGACCUGAAAUUUCCGGCGGUGCUUUUCUUCAGAUGCGACGUCGCCAACUCACAUGCUCUCGCGGCGGCUUUCCGUAAGCACGUGGAAACUUAUGGAGGAUUGGAUAUCUGUAUCAACUGUGCUGGAAUCGCGACUCCGCUUUCUUUCUAUGAGGAUCGGACUGAUGGCUUAAAAACGUGGAGGCGUGCUGUUGAUAUCAAUUUUGUUGCAGUCAUUGAAUCCACGCGCCUCGCGAUUCAAUCGAUGAAAGAAGUUAAGAAACCAGGUGUGAUCAUUAAUGUAGGCUCUGCUUCGGGUUUAUACCCAAUGUAUGCUGACCCUAUUUACUCUGGCUCAAAAGGGGGGGUAGUCCUAUUCACCAGAUCACUGGCUCUUUACAAGCGUCAAGGUAUUCGUGUUAAUGUCCUUUGCCCUGAGUUUGUUCAAACUGAGUUGGCCUCUAAGAUGGACCCUAAGUUCAUUGAUAUGAUUGGCGGCUUUUUGAGUAUGGAAAUGGUUGUGAGAGGAGCCUUUCAGCUUAUUAGCGAUGAAAGUAAAGCCGGGGAUUGCUUGUGGAUAUCCAAUAGAAGGGGCUUUGAGUACUGGCCAACUCCCGCAGAAGAAGAGAAAUAUCGAAUUCGUCCUAAGGCUUCAAGGAAAAAGUCUGCAGAUGUUUUGCCAGUGAAUGUUCAAAUCCCUCAAAGUUUUGAUAAGAUAGUUGUUCACACUCUCAGUCACAAUUUCCAAAGUGCAACAAGAGUGGUACGGGCACCCUUGAGAUUGCCGCUUAAACCAGAUUAUGUUCUUAUGAAGAUCAUAUAUGCUGGGGUCAAUGCUAGUGAUGUGAAUUUUAGCUCUGGAAGAUACUUUAGUGGGAGCAGUAAAGACACUGCUUCCUUGCUUCCCUUUGAUGCUGGCUUCGAGGCUGUGGGUAUAAUUGCUGCUAUUGGGGAUUCAGUUAAGCACUUAAAGGUUGGCACUCCAGCUGCAAUUAUGACAUAUGGGAGUUAUGCUGAAUUCACUGCGGUUCCUUCAAAGCACAUUCUUCCUGUGGCAAGACCAGAUCCAGAAGUUGUUGCUAUGCUCACAUCUGGGCUAACAGCCUCGAUAGCUUUAGAAAAGGCAGCUCAAAUGGACUCUGGGAAAACAGUUCUGAUCACUGCUGCUGCAGGAGGGACUGGGCAAUUUGCUGUCCAGCUGGCAAAAUUAGCCGGAAAUAAGGUUAUUGCAACUUGUGGAGGAAAAGACAAGGCCAAGCUUCUGAAGGAUUUGGGAGUGGAUAGAGUAAUCGACUACAAAGCUGAGAAUAUCAAAACUGUUCUGAAAGAUGAGUUCCCUAAAGGUGUUGAUAUUAUAUAUGAGUCUGUUGGUGGUGACAUGUUUGACCUAUGCUUGAAUGCUUUGGCAACCUAUGGACGUCUUAUUGUGAUUGGGAUGAUUUCUCAGUAUCAAGGGGAGGAAGGAUGGAAGCCACGAAAUUAUACUGGACUGUGCGAAAAGAUUCUGGCAAAGAGCCAGACUGUGGCUGGUUUUUUCCUAGUACAAUAUACACAUUUUUGGCAAGAACAUCUAGAUAAGCUAAUGGAUCUGUACACCUCCAGAAAGUUGAAGGUCAUUAUCGACCCUAAACCAUUCUUGGGAGUUCAUUCCGUUGCUGAUGCAGUUAACUAUCUUCACUCUGGUCAAAGUGUCGGCAAGGUUGUUGUAUGCAUGGACCCAACGUUCAACAAUCGCCUUGCAAAAUUGUGAUAUGUGUAGGAUUCCCGCAAUCCAUUUGCAGAGGAUUUUACUCGUGGAGAUUGGUAGAAUAAUGUACUAUCUUCUCAAUUAUAAUCAGCAGCUAAACCAUAUUUAAGUUUGUAUUACCCACACUACCGAACUCCAUGUUGUGUUUCAUUUGAACCAAUUCACUCUUUAAGUCAGCAUCCUGAUACAUGAAUUUUUGUAUAAAUUAUAUUCAUGCUGAAUAUGUAGCAACAUCCAAACUAA